AUGAAAUCUCCCCAAGUCAAACGUAGCCCACCAGCAACAGCCUGUCAUCCAAAGUCCCACAGCAGAAGCCUUUCUAUAGACUCCCCUCAAGAUGGUGAUGACGAUAAACUCCCGCGGAAGACUCACAGCUACAAACGCGCCGAAGAGCCACCGCGCAAUGCGGACGGCAAGAUGAUAUGCCAACACCAAGAGUGCUCCAUUACGUUUGUUCGAAAAUGUGAAUGGAACAGGCACAUGGACACGCAUGAUCGUCCCUACAAGUGCAAUGCCAAGGGUUGCGAAAAGCUCCAAGGAUUCACCUACAGUGGCGGCCUCCUUCGCCACGAGCGCGAGGUACACAAGAUGCACGGCGGCACCAAAAAGAUCCUCUUCUGCCCAUUUCCUGGCUGCAAACGUAGUUCAGGCUCCGGAUUCACGCGGAAAGAGAACCUGGCGGAGCAUGUCCGCCGUGUUCAUAGGAGAACGUCCAUAUCAGCAGAUCCGCAUGACCUCGUCAUACGCCAGUCAUUUUGCAACCAACCUUUGCAACACCACGAUAACGAGUACAUCAGCUCUAAGCGUAAGCGCGUUGUCUCUGACGACCACAACAUCGGCAAUAUGCGCUUAGAGAUUAAGCGACUGCGACAGGAGAUUGAGGACAAGAACUUGCAACUGAAGAAGCUGGAGAAGGCCGUCAUGCCAUCGAAACAGCAAACUCAUACGUAA
Exserohilum turcica Et28A is the source of this 705-nucleotide messenger RNA. RefSeq lists its product as uncharacterized. The record is from RefSeq and is a predicted model, not a curated record. The transcript is spliced from 3 exons. NCBI's taxonomy places the organism in Eukaryota, Fungi, Ascomycota, Dothideomycetes, Pleosporales, Pleosporaceae. Gene Ontology annotation, biological process: regulation of transcription by RNA polymerase II. Bases 1 to 705 code for a protein of 234 amino acids. Gene Ontology annotation, cellular component: nucleus.